ACUAGACCGGUAGUAGUGAGUUGAUACAGGGGUCAGGGUAAAACUGCUGGGAUAGUUACUUGAUAACACAAUACUUUCUGAUGCUGAGGAAGUACGCAUUGAAGUAGAAAUGGUGACAUUAUUGAAGACUCUUUCUGAUCACACUGAUGAUAUCAACUGCUGUGACAUCAGUUUUAGUUACCUGGCUUCUUGUUCAUUGGACAAAACAAUCCGUGUAUAUUCUUUGAAUGACUUUUCUGAACUACCAUAUUCACCACUAAGGGGACACACCUAUGCAGUCCACUGUUGCUGUUUCAGUCCUUCAGGAAAACUUUUAGCUUCAUGCUCGACUGAUGGAAGUACAAUUCUGUGGAACACUGAAAGUGGAGAGAUACUGGCAGUCUUGGAACAUCCUGGCAGCAGCCCUGUUAGAGUCUGUAAAUUUUCCCCAGAUUCCACUUGUAUUGCAUCUGGAGCAGCAGAUGGCACAGUGGCAUUAUGGAAUAGUGACACAAGAAAACUAAUCAGGUCUGGUAAAGUUAGUGAUGGUUCACUGUCGGCAUGUGCAUUUUCUCCAGAUGGCAAUAUUUUUGUAAUUGGAUCAAGUUGCGGGAAUCUUACUGUCUGGGACCAUCAGAUGAAGUGCUUGCAGAAUGUUAAAGCUGCUCAUGACCUUGGAGUGACUUGCUGUGAUUUUUCUUCUGCUCUAGUUCUAGAUGAUAUGUAUACCUCAUAUUUUCACAUGGUAUCUUGUGGUCAAGACAACAAGAUCAAGUUCUGGAGUAUGCUGAACAGUGAAUAUUCAGGUUAUUCUCUGAAGUUUAAAUAUGUGUUAAAUGUUCACACAGCACCGGUUUUGUCAUGUGCUUUUUCUUCUGAUGGACGCUUUCUACUAUCUGGAUCUGUGGACAAGAGUGUACUGCUUUUUGAAGUUAGCAGUGGGAAUGUGUUACAUACAUUAACUCAGCAUACAAGGUAUGUCACAACAUGUGCAUUUUCUCCUUUGCUGCAUUUAUUUGCAACUGGAUCUAUGGACAAGACUUUGAAUGUGUGGCAGAUUGGAGAAGAAUCACCUGGAAUUGGAGCAAAAUUAACAAAGAGGUCUAAUUUGUCUAUUAAGGACUGGUCUGAAAAGGAGGUGUCAGAUUGGCUGUCUGCAGAAAGACUUGAAGACCUGGUUGAGAUUUUCAUGAAAAAUAAUAUUGAUGGUAAAGAGUUGCUUGAUAUUACAAAAGAAAGUCUUCAGAAAGAACUGAAAGUUGAGUCAUUAGGAUUGCGUAAUAAAGUGCUGCGGAAAAUUGAAGAACUGAGGUCUCAGCUUCCAUCAGAACAAAGCGGCAUUCCAGAUGAGUUCCUGUGCCCUAUAACAAGAGAACCGAUGAAAGAUCCUGUCAUUGCUUCAGAUGGCUAUUCUUAUGAAAGACUAGCAAUUACAGACUGGAUUGGCACCAGAAAACGUACAAGUCCCAUGACUAACCUUCCUCUGACAUCAUGUUUGCUUACACCUAACCGGACAUUAAAAAUGGCUAUUGAUCGCUGGCAGGAAUCCCAGCAAACAAAAUGAAAUGCACAAAUGUUUAUAAUAUAUAAAUAGAGAAGUAAAUUGAAAAUCACUGGAUUGAAUUUAAUGUAUUUUGCAUUUCUAAACAAUAAUGUGCCAUCCUAUUUUCAAAUUAUGGAUGUAUCCUUAGCACUUGAAUAAAAACUAUAGAUAAUAAAGCUACUCUGCUAUUGCAAAA
Messenger RNA from Protopterus annectens (West African lungfish), 1718 nucleotides. RefSeq names its product WD repeat, sterile alpha motif and U-box domain containing 1 (gene WDSUB1). The record is from RefSeq and is a predicted model, not a curated record. Lineage: Eukaryota; Metazoa; Chordata; Ceratodontiformes; Protopteridae. The transcript has 11 exons. Gene Ontology annotation, molecular function: ubiquitin-protein transferase activity; protein binding. Bases 110 to 1543 code for a protein of 477 amino acids. Gene Ontology annotation, biological process: protein ubiquitination.